Quercus lobata is the source of this 1452-nucleotide messenger RNA. Its product is annotated as UPF0481 protein At3g47200-like. The transcript is spliced from 2 exons. The record is from RefSeq and is a predicted model, not a curated record. The coding region runs from base 1 to 1452 and encodes 483 amino acids. Lineage: Eukaryota; Viridiplantae; Streptophyta; Magnoliopsida; Fagales; Fagaceae.
AUGGAAAGUAUAACUGAGGUAGGAGAGUCUUCAACUGCAACUGGAAUUGGAAAUCCGGUAAGGUCAAGAAUAUUAGGAGAUUCGAAGCAGCAAUUCUUAAUUGGGGGUUUGAUGAAUGUUCCAGAUCACCUUCGCAAAGUGGAUGAGCAAGCCUUCACUCCUCUGCUUAUUUCAAUUGGCCCUAUUCACCACUCCAAUGUAAAAUUACAAAACAUGAAAAAGUGUAAAGCACAGUUUUCUAAGUGUUUCAUUCAACGGGCUAAUACAACCUCGGAGCUUUUAGAAGGCAUAAUAAGAGUGAAGGAAGAAGAAAUUCGCUCUUACUAUGCAGAGACUAUUGUGUCCAGCAUAAGCAGCAAUGAUUUUGUGACAAUGAUCGUGGAGGAUGGGAUGUUCAUUCUUGAGUACUUCUUGAGACAAUCUAACCCACAUUUGGAAGAGAAUGAUGCUAAUGCUAUGAUAGCGCAAUGGAUGCGUCCAAUUUUGAAAUUUGACUUGGUAUUACUUGAAAAUCAGCUUCCCUUUUUUGUUUUAGAGACGCUGUUCAAGCAAGCAAACUUUCCGGCUGAAUUAGGGUUAAAACCCCUUUCUUUAAGGGAACUUGCUUUUAAAUUCUUUGAAUGUUACAACUUUCAAAUGAUGGACUUGGAGGAAUUCAAUGCGGACAUAGAACACUUCACAGAUCUGGUUAGAUUGUUUUAUCUAAAAGCAAGUGAAAGAUUACCGGAUAGAAAAGUUGGAGGGGUUAAACUGUCAUACUCUGCAACCCAGCUGCAUGAGGCAGGAGUCAAGUUGAAGGGAGUCAAGUUUAUUGAGACGAUUGGAUAUUUUGCUGACAGUAGGUUUGGUAGGGAUGGUAGGAAUGUGAGACAUGUUGGAUUGCGUAGAUGGUUUCUUGACCUAAGGUUCCUGCCGCGAGGGGUAGUUUACUGGUUGAGGCGAGAUGUGAUGCGGAAAAUUAGACCUCCUAGAUGCUUUCUUGAGAUAAGGUUCAACAAUGGAGUGUUGGAAAUCCCCUGCAUUACGUUAAAUGAUGAGAGAAUCCGUCUUAUUCGAAACAUUAUUGCAUUAGAGCAAUCCCUUUAUGCAGGGCACGCAUAUGUUACGGAUUUCUUUGUCAUCUUGGAUUUCCUUAUCGAUAAUUCCAAAGAUGUAGACUUACUUUGUGAUAAGGGAAUCCUUGUUAAUUACCUUGGUGACAGCAACGCAAUGGCAUUAGCUAUCAACAGUCUUAACACCAAAAUCUUAUGGGAUUUUAUGAACCCUAAAUACUCGGAAAUAUGUGAAGGUUUGAAUGCAUUCUAUAAGAAACAUUGGCAUAGAUGGAGGGCAACGUUAUGGCGUCAAUAUUUUAGCACUCCUUGGAGAGCUGCUUCUACCAGUGCUGCUAUUAUCCUUCUUGUGCUCACGGCCAUACAAACUAUAUGCGCUCUAAAGUCCACUAACUGGUGA